ACGGCGUGCAGGGUUCAGUCGUUUUCAGAGCUCUCGUGCGAGCGGCCGUUGAGCUGGAAAACCGUCCCAGAGUGGUCGUUUUGAGUUAUCGCGUUCGCCACCGUUGUCCAAAACGAAGAGAAAACGUUCUCGAUCCUUGUUGGCGGGAAAGUGUUCUACGUGCGCCACGUGUACGUUGUGUAGGCGAGGAGUUUGAACGGUUGCAUUCGUUUGGAAGGAAAAGUGAAUAAUGUUUCUUUGAAUAGUGUCGGAGAUUCAAAGUCAAGUUUAUACUUUCCAACGAAACGAAAUUCAAAGCCUCGCACAAAAAAAUCAUCGCAGCGAUCGUGAAGGAAAGGUAAUAUCAUAUGAACGUCGUUUAAGGUGCUUCUGGUAGUGGUAAUUUAUCCACGGUUCAAGUGCGCCUAGUUCAAAGUAAGCAAGCCAGUAGAAAGCAGAGCAAUAUCCUUAAUUGGUCGUUUCCACCAUUAGCCCGCAAUAAAUCCCUGCAACAACCAGUGCCGAACGUAAUUAGGUGAACGCUUUCGGGCAAGUGCUUGUGCUUGCGAAAGUCCCCAGGCAAGGAGGAAACACCCAAUUCGGUGUAGAUUCCCGUUUCGCAUGUGAGGACAUUAUCCGCCAGCCCCGACUACGAUUAUUAUCCAUAACGAACUGACGACCCCCCUAUCGAUGGUGCAAGAUAUCGUUCUCUCUCCCACGACACGAAAGGAAUUGUUCAUCCGCUAGUGCGCAGAAAGACCGGUAGGAAGUGAUUAUCAUUUGCAACCAGUGUGGUUGUUGAAUGAGUUUCUUGUUGGGUCCACAUGCACUCGACUGUGACGCUACUUAUGGUUCACCUUGGGGAGCAAUUCUUUGACGCGUCGGUAGACCGGUACUUCGUGGGAAGAAAUUAGUCCAGUGGCUCUCCGUUUAGUUCGAUCGAUCACUGUACAACCUUGAUCGCUAGGCUGGCAAAGGGACCGGUUCGCCCGUUACAGGUUACAACAAGGCGUCAACAAACAAUAAACAUCCUGCGGCGUUGCUUGGAUUGUUGACUUUCUCUCACGUUCGUACAUGCUCACGGGAAACGAGCAUCAAAAGCAAACGACCUGUCCCACCAGCCUGUCGGGGUGAAAUACAGUUCGGCUAGGUGACGGAGACGACCAAGCAGGGGAAAAAAUAAGCCUCCCUUCUAACCAAUCCAACCGCAAAGGCUACCGAAAGCCUUCCAAAAGAAAGGAAAGGGAAGAGAAAAGAACGACUCCGAGCACGAGACUUCCCACAGUGACAAUAUGCUCCUGGCGGUGACGAGUACGACCGAAAAACCUCAACGCAAGUAGACGCUACGAAAAGUUUUCGUCCUUCCUCCCAGCGACGCUAGGGAACGGAGAAGGCCAAACGCGUGGGAACGAAAGUACGAAGGCGUUCGUGCAUAAGGUCGAGCUGUGGACGGUCUCAGCAGCGAGCAGAGAAAAAUAACGUUCUUUUUCUGCACAUAUGCACACAUACACGCGGCGAAACGGGGUCAAAGGGCAAGUGAAAGCGUAGCGUAACCUUUUCCACCAAAGAUUGACCGAGAAGUUAAACGAAGCAGAACAAAGCGGGAAUUAAAUUUGAACAGCUUUUUCUUCAACGCAAGCAAGCAAAACAAAAAGACACAUACAGUGAAGUAAUACACACACAAACGGGUGAAGUGAAAAAUCCACCGUACAGGACACACACAGGGAGACGACAGAUUCAUCACACAGAAUGAGGAUUAGGCGGAGCGUGAAUAUUAGCAACGGCAGUGUCUUUCAUCUGGCCCUCGUCACCAUGGCAGCGCUCGUGCGACAAGUUAUCACGGAGGACUGUGGACAGGAGGAGCUGGUACAGUGCACAAGACCGCUGCAGGUCCUAUCGGCCACAUCGGAGCUGUCCUUCGUUACCAAGAAGGAGGAGCUGGAUAAACUUUGCCCCGAUCUGCACAAAGGACUGCACUGCAUACGAAGCUACACCCGGCGCUGCAUGAAUAUUCAUCAACGAGACCACUUCAACAAACUCUACCACGGCACUAAUGAAGUGAUACACGAGCUCUGCGAGGAAGGCCCAUAUCAGGAAGACUUUCUUAGACAUGCACCGUGCAUGCGGCAUGUGAAAAAAGACUACGAGGUGUGUGCGAUCCACUACCAGAGCACCAUGGCGAAGAUAGGCCAGUCGGUGGCAACGACAACCACCACGACGGUAGCGUCGUCCAUCUACCCAACAAUGGCCACACAUCCGGCGGCCGUCAUGAGCAAUGGUGGUGGGCAGUACCACAACGGUGACAUGAGUCAGCAUCAGCAUCACCAUCACAGACAGCAGCAGCAGCAGCACGAACCAUUGGGCCGAAGCCAUCCAAACAGCACCAAGUCGGUGGAGGAUGCGGAGGAGGAACGGCUUAAAACGGUUUGCUGUGCCUUCCAGAAGUACAUGCAGUGCUCGGAGUUUACGGUGCGGCAUGCCUGCGGCGACGAGACGGCGCUGUUCACGCGCAAAUUCCUCGACAAGAUGUCCAACACGUUGAUGCGGAUGCACUGCGUCGAUUACACGCCGGAAAGUGGCAAAUGCCGGGAUUACUUCAGCUCAAGCGCCACCCCGACGGGUCUAACGCGGUGGAGUUCAUCAAACAUGGUCACACUCGCCAUUGUCACGGUGCUUGCGGUUGUGCACCACUGGCUGGGAACGUUUAUUUAAUCGCCACCCACAUUGUCGCCGAUCGGUGCACGAUCGCACCCGGUACGAUCUCGAUGACAGCGACGGGGAAUCAGCGAAAGCAAGGAUGCAUCUCCAUUGGCUGCAGGUAAAUGACCAUAGAAGCGCUGUAAAUUGAGUGGAAAGUGAAGUUUAAUGGGUGAUUGAAAUGCAUAAAAAGGUGCAAAAAUCACACACAUACAAGCUGACAAAAGAGAACAGCUAAAGCUUUGUUACUCGUGGAAAAAGGCAAACACUCAAAUGCAAAAACGAAAAAAAGAAA
This is a messenger RNA of Anopheles gambiae (African malaria mosquito), 2971 nucleotides long. RefSeq lists its product as uncharacterized. Lineage: Eukaryota; Metazoa; Arthropoda; Insecta; Diptera; Culicidae. The coding region runs from base 1729 to 2691 and encodes 320 amino acids. The record is from RefSeq and is a predicted model, not a curated record. The transcript is spliced from 7 exons.